Molecule: messenger RNA, 3051 nt
Organism: Dermacentor silvarum
Lineage: Eukaryota; Metazoa; Arthropoda; Arachnida; Ixodida; Ixodidae
Product: zinc finger protein OZF-like
Exons: 5
Coding region: 333-1586 (417 amino acids)
Biological process (GO): regulation of transcription by RNA polymerase II
Cellular component (GO): nucleus
Molecular function (GO): RNA polymerase II cis-regulatory region sequence-specific DNA binding; DNA-binding transcription factor activity
Source: RefSeq, a predicted model, not a curated record
GCAUUUCAUUUCUUUCCUCACAGCAAGCUUGUUAGCACCUUCCAUUGUGACACUGAGAUAGCGACAGCUUAUUUCCUUUACUUAAAGCUGCUCUUAUGUGUCAGCUGUGCGGUUGUGCACUGUGAGCGCGUCGGUCAACAACGCCGCUUGACCGCUUGACUGCCGCUUUCGCUUACGGGCAUUUCCAAAGCUUCUGCUGAUUUCUUCUGCCUGCACCUUGUAUUUGUUGUGUUCAUCAGGAUCUAGCCUAUCUCUGCCUUGUUGAGUACAAAUAGCCCCAAGUACUGAUUGCUGCUGGUUUGCUCAGUCCAGAAUCUGGCCUCACAAAUGCAAUGAGUCUUGGUGAAUGCAUCACUGUUGCCAUAGUGGCAUGCCAGGCCCCUUCCAAGGUCGUCGGUCAGGUCAAGGUUGGCACGCAGUGCUGCCUGCCUCUGGCUGACAAGUCUGUCGGGUGCUCCCUAAGAGCACAGAAGGUGUCGAGGAGCAUGCAGACUGCAGAGGCUGUGGAUCAGUCCAGCUCCACCUCAGGGAGGCAUCAUGACUUCCCACCAACGGUCAAGCACGAGGAGUUGCAGCAGGGCCAACUCUACCAUUGUGACUGUUGCAACUAUGCGACUGCCAGGUUGUCCGCUCUCAUUGUACAUGAGUGCAGGUGCACAGCAUCAGGGCCUUCUAUUUCUCCAUCAACAGCCGAGGGUGACCAGGGAUGCCUCUGCAGCCGUCACCUCUGCGAACAUCAAACUAAAUAUCUGCAUGACCUCGAAAUGCACACCAGGAUUCAUACUUGCGAGGGUUCGUUUAAAUGCCAUUUGAGCCCUCAGAGCUUCUCGCAAAGGUCCAUCGUGGAAGGACAUCUGCGCACCCACACAUGCAAGAAGCCAUUUCAGUGCUCUUCGUGCCCUCAGAGUUUCUCACGAAAGACCACUUUGAACACACAUCUGCGCAUCCACACGGGUGAGCGUCCCUUUAAAUGCCAUUUCUGCCCUCAGAGCUUCUCACAAAGGUCCACCCUGGAAGGACACCUGCGCACCCACACAUGCGAGAAGCCAUUUCAGUGCCCUUCAUGCCCUCAGAGUUUCUCACGAAAGACCACUUUGAACACACAUCUGCGCAUCCACACGGGUGAGCGUCCGUUUAAAUGCCAUUUCUGCCCUCAGAGCUUCUCACAAAGGUCCACCCUAAAAGCACACCUGCGCACUCACACAUGCGAGAAGCCAUUUCGGUGCCCUUCGUGCCCACAGAGUUUCUCACAAAAGGCCAAUUUGAACACGCACCUGCGCAUCCACACGGGUGAGCGUCCGUUUAAAUGCCAAUUGUGCCCUCAGAGCUUCUCACAAAGGUCCACACUGACAGCACACCUGCGCACCCACACCGGCGAGAAGCCAUUUCAAUGCUCUUCGUGCCCUCAGAGUUUCUCACAAAAGACCAGUUUGAACUUACACCUGCAAAUCCACACAGGUGAAAAGCCAUUUUCCUGUCCCUCAUGCCCUAAGAAAUUUCGGAAUAGUGUAGAUUUUAACAGGCACCUGCGCAUCCACACAGGCACCUGCGCAUCCACACAGGCACCUGUGCAUCCCCACAGGUAAGAAGCUAUUUUAGUGCCCUUUUUGCCUCGGAGUUUCUCAUACAGAACCAGUUUGAACAUACACCUGAAAAUCCACACAGGCAAAAAGCCAUUUCACUGUCCCUUGCGCCCUAAGACAUUCCGGAAUAGUGUAGAUUUUAACAGGUACCUGCGCAUCCAUACGGGUGAAAAGCAAUUUCAGUGCCCUACGUACCCUCAGAGUUUCUCGCAUAAAAGCCAUUUGACCGUACACCUGCGCACCCACACGGGCGAGAACCCAUUUCAGUGCCCUUCAUGCACUCGGAGAUUUUCGCAGAAGAGUGCCAUGAAGCGACACCUGCGCACUCAUACAGGUGACCGACCACACCGCUGCACCGUCUGCUCCGUCUUUUGUGCGGGCUGAUGUCUUGAGUGAACAUAAAGAAAGAAAACACCGUGACACUGUAGAUUAAGUCAACGGCCAUGUUGAACUAGCCUGAAUUAGGAAUCUAUAGAACAGCAGCGGUAGUUAAAUGCUAGAGCACCUGCCUUGUGUGGUAGGUCCUGGGUUCGAAUCUCGGUGUAGCAGGAAAUGCACUGGUUUUUCAAAUGUGUUGAGAUGUACAACGACCUCGCGCUAGGUUGUUUAUGUGUGUUCUCUGAAAGGACUGAAAGGCACCCCUGAAAAGCCGGACUUCCCUGAAACGCCUCCCUUAGCUUAUAGCCGUGCUUCCUACCCACCGAGCCGCUGCUGCAGUCCUGACUUCUGACCUAUUUCACAGGCAGAUAUGCUACCUAGGUCUCGAUUGCAGGCCGUAUGCAUUUUUUAAUGGAAUCAAACUCGUUAUUUCGGGGAUAUUUGGCCGCACAUUGCACUCUCGGAGCCCCGCAAAGGUGUGACGCAAAAGAGCAAAAAUGGAGCUAGCAUCCAACCUAAACGGAGCGGCGGAGUCCGCAUCACCGUAGUUAUCAGCAUAAAUCAUACAUGAACGAUAGGAAUGCCAGAAUGCUUAUUGCCUAUUUGUGCCUGUAUAGCCUUCAUUCUUGCGUUCACUGCAGCUUAUAACAAUUCAUUCAUUCGUGUUCAUUCAUAGAUGUGUUGGCACCAUCCAUCAUUGCAUCGAUAGCAACCAUGAUUUCAUCCACAGCACUUGCGGCAAGCAGUAGUUUGGUUUUCACUCAGUAACAACGGUUGCGCACGCAAUGUCACAAACACAGCGGCAGCGGUCGAGGAUGAGCUCUGGCUACAUUGCGAUGGACAGACAAUCUGUUGGCGACCGACUCGGGGGCGGAAAAAUAAUUGGGAUGUCCACGUGGCGGUGAAAUGCGUGUCUUGAAUGGAAACGUGGCCGCCCUGCAAAGGAAGUCGCGAGGCCUUAGCUGCUGCGAGCACUGAUAAGUCAUGCAAUGACGAGAAUUGCUGCUUUCACACUGCAUUUCUGCAAAAUAGGAACAGGAUUUGCUGAUUCAUUCUGUAAAUAAAAGCAUGUUGCCCUAGUAAGCAUGUG